Podospora bellae-mahoneyi is the source of this 1152-nucleotide messenger RNA. RefSeq lists its product as uncharacterized. The record is from RefSeq and is a predicted model, not a curated record. The transcript is spliced from 3 exons. NCBI's taxonomy places the organism in Eukaryota, Fungi, Ascomycota, Sordariomycetes, Sordariales, Podosporaceae. The coding region runs from base 1 to 1152 and encodes 383 amino acids.
AUGGGUGGUUUAGACAAGAUCGCCAGCAGAGUAUCUGGGGAUGAGAAAUAUGCCAGCGAAUACGACUUUGCCAUGCCCAUCUAUGAACUCAUUGGUGCUUCCCAUGACGGCCAUUUCAGGUUUGUUUCCGAUGUCUUCAGGGGUUUCUUCUUUGUGAAUACCCUAGUGCAGGAUCUUGCCACGAUCAGUAUAAACGGAACCGCGACUCCUAAACUUACCACUUAUCUAUCUGGCACUAGCUCAAAUGGGACGCUGGCUGGAAGCCAACUCCCACCCGCGAUUGUUCAAAUCAAUGGAAAGGACGCUGUAGAUGUUUUGAUGAAACAGCAGCUUCGUUUUUCAGACUUCCAAAGUCUUGAUGCUUUGUGGAAUGCCGGAAUGCCCUCUUACGCCGGUCCUCAUCAUCGCACUUUGCUUACAAACUCGAUGGAUUACCAGGGACAAAACCUAACCUUGACCUAUGUAAAUGGUCAGGAAGUCACGGUAGAGCCCGUUGCCAUUGUUCGAAUGGGAGCAAACUUCACUGAUGUGCGAACUGGCGAAGGCUUUUACACACUUUUCUGUGAUCCGGACGCUUCGAUAGAUGUUGAACCACCAGCAACAACCGAAGUGCCGCCACAAUUUCCAACUUCGACCAGGACCGAUACCGCCGCAAGCGAUGUGUCCAGUACAAAUACCCUGCCGCCUCUCUCCCCAACAAUUAGCAACUAUCCUUGGCCAGCUGUUAGAGACAAUGGUUCCAACAUAACCUCCGGCUACUGUCUGAACGGGACGGGAUACGACGAUAUAGUUGUGCUUGCCCUUUCGGAAUUCUCCCCGCCUGAUAUGGAUCCUAUGGCAUACUUGGUGGAUUUUCAAGCUACCAUCGCCAACCUCCUUGCGAAGUCCCGAGAGCAGACCUUCAGUGCCAACAACAUACGCGAAACCCUGUCCGUCGUCCAAAUAUCGAACGUCUCGAGUGCCGACGCAGUGGAAAUCAAAAACUUGGACGCCAACACGUUCGACGAAAUCAACCCUAAUGAGCCCGCCCGCUUCAAAGCCCUGAGCAGCCUCCACGAAAACAGCAUGGUUGAACAGCUCAUCCCCGGUCAUCUUUUCUCCCCUAUAACCGGCCUCAACCUCACCACUUCCGAUGCCCUUCUCGGCCAGUAA